This is a messenger RNA of Anopheles cruzii, 1533 nucleotides long. Its product is annotated as transcription factor SOX-4-like. Lineage: Eukaryota; Metazoa; Arthropoda; Insecta; Diptera; Culicidae. The record is from RefSeq and is a predicted model, not a curated record. The transcript is spliced from 4 exons. Bases 97 to 1533 code for a protein of 478 amino acids.
CUGGUUUAGAAACAUCAUUAAGGAGGCUUCGGCUCGCUGUCAAAACAUUGCAAGCGCAUACUAAAAACGCAGUGCAGAGCAACCAAAACAGUAAGCAUGACGUCCGUCCAGAACCAGGAAGAUCUCGAGGCCCGCAUAGCGCGCAUCAAGAAGCGGAAUGAGGAAAUCGAACAAAAGUACCGCGAAGCUGAGGAGGAUCGGUUGAGGGCAAUGAAGGAAAAUGCAAUGGUCGAGAUCAGGCCACCGAAGGACGACGAUUGGCCGCGGGAGCACAAGUACGAUAAGGUCGAUUUCAAUUACGAUCUGGAUCCGGAAGCGCUCGCUCAGCUGGAAGAGAAGAAAAAGGAGAAAAAUGCCUUCAUCCAGAAAAUCGCCAAGGAUUAUAAGGUGUUUGCUGAAGGUGAGGGACCGCCUCCGGAUCCAGCGUACAGUUUUUUGGCCGACGUUGAGCGGGAUGGCGAUAAAGCGUUAGCCGUGUCACCUGGGCAACCCAGCAAUAUUCCGAAUGCGCCCAUGGGCAACUCGAACGGAGCUCGAAGCCCACCAACCAGGGGAGAUCAUUUUGAUCGCCGAAAUCCGCACAACAGAAGUGGCCAAAGGCAAGGCGGACACGUGAAUGGCGGUGGACCUGGUGGCGGUGGUCGAGGACGGGGAAGUUCGGGUAAGUCGCACCAUGGCCAUCACCAUCCGAGCGUGCAGCGUUCGUACUCGACGAACGAACACGAUGGAUGGCGAUCGGCUUCGGGUGAGCAGCAGAGGAAAAACCAAGGGUUCCACAAAGGAACGGCGGCCGCUCCGGAAGGGGGCGGUGGUCUGUGGAGACGAGAGCCAUACAUCGCGGACGGACCGGAGAAAGGCGCGAACGAUGAUGCCAGUACGCAAAGUGCGGCAGCAAAGCCGGAACCAAACUUGACAGUUUCGAUCUCUCGCAAUGGAGAAUUUAAAAGUGUCAAAGUGACUACCCCACCCAUCAUCGGUAGUGGACGAGUUGGGCCCCGGCAUCCACCAAAACCGCAGUUCCAGUUUCACGCUGGCCCGGGAGAAACACAGCACAAUCACUCGAGGCAAGGCGGCGGUUCUCAGCAGAAUCACUUACCUCUAACCGCUGGCCGUAAGCAGAGCGAGUCGACUGAUCAAUUCAAUCGCAACACGACCGCACGGAAAUCAGAUCGUGGGGCCGCAGGUGACCAGCCCACCAGGAAAGCUACCGGUGGCCCUAAGGGAGCUAGCGCCGGAACGCACAAAAAUGGCACGUCUAGCAGCGGAAGCGGUAGCGUGAGCGUUCAGGAUCGUCUCAACCGCAACCGACAGCUGGGGGGCAGUGAUAAGAACGAUAAUCACCUCAAACCAUCCGGUGGCACUCCUUCGCAUCCGGCACCGGUGUCCGGUGCAGCGAAAGCAACUUUCAAAGCGAUUUCGAAAAUAAUCGAGAAGAACGCGGCAAUCGAUGAGCAAUUGCUGCGCGAUAAUGAGAAACUAGCGUCGAAGGGAAAGGAGCUUCGGCUACCGCACCCAACAGCGGCAGAGCAGUAA